AGAGUGUUGCUGGAAAAGCACAGCAGGUCAGGCAGCAUCCGAGGAGCAGGAGAGGUGACGUUUCAGGCAAAAGCCCUUAGACGGGGUCCGGAUGAGAGCGGGAGCGGAACAGGGACAGCAACAGGAGCCUGUGGUCGGACCGGCGGAGGGGGGCGGGGCAAGACGGGUACAGAGGGUGGAACAUCCGGGCAGGAACGUCCCUUCUUACGUAAUAUGUCGGCGCCACCAGCAGCUCUAGCGUCGCGGACUAGUGACGUGUAACCAGGGGGUGGUCCAACGGUAGUAUCAAUAACCCGGAUUGGAGUAGGCCCAGGCCCAGCCUAAGACUCCGGCUCCAAACAUGAACCUUCAGGAGCAGGAUGACCCGUACCUGGUGGAGGAGCCGAGUGACCAGGAGGAUCUGAGUUCCAGUUCUGAAGAUGAGUUGGACAUCCUUCUCCAUGGUACGCCUGAACGUAAACGUAAACUGAUCAAGGAGUACUUAACAGGAGAGAGUGAGUCCAGCGAUGACGAAUUUGAAAAAGAGAUGGCAGCAGAACUGGAUUCCACCAUGAAAAUUAUUGAGAAGAGCUGGGAAUUAUCGGCUGAAGGUGCUUCCUCAAGCAUCGGAAGUUGUUGCUCCAGAGCUGUUCCUGGACCACAGUACUAUGAUGAAGUCUACUUCGACUCAGACUCUGAGGCUGAAGAUGAUCAAAAAGAAUGUGAUUCAAAGAAGAAACACAAGAGGCGGAAGGUUCUGACAAAUGAUGAGCUAUUGUAUGAUCCAGAUCAAGAUGACCGUGAUCAGGCCUGGGUUGACAGACAGAGGAGAGGGUAUCGUGGGCUUUAUAACCAGUCAGACCAGUCCAAAGUAAUGCCAGUUCCAACCAGUGAUGCAGUUCUAAACUGCCCAUCAUGUAUGACAACUCUGUGUUUGGACUGUCAGCGGCAUGAAUUGUACAAAGAGCAAUAUAGAGCUAUGUUUGUGAUGAAUUGUAUUAUUAACAGAGGAGAAGUUCUCAAAUACAAAGAGGCAAGAAACCGCAAGCGAAGGAACAAAUACAAAAAAGUAAAAGGCCCAACGGCAGACAUCUUGCCUGGCUCACCACAGAACAGUGAGGAAGAAGUGUAUCAUCCAGUGCGCUGUGCAGAGUGUUCAGUGGAAGUGGCAGUGUUUGACAAAGAUGAAGUGUAUCAUUUCUUUAAUGUUCUUGCCAGUCAUUGUUAGAAAAUCAAUCAAAUUUUAAAAACAUUUAAGAACAGCUGAGUCUACUUUUUAUAAAGUGAACAUAGCAAAAGGUGGUUCAGGUAAUCCUGUUAGGGGAUCAAAUGCUGCUGUUAAUUAAUACAGUCAGUAGAUAACUGUCAUAGAUAACAGAAAUCCCAUUUGUGACUGCUGCCACUUGGCCAACAUGACAUCAAAAUCACAGUGAAUAUGAUAUUCCAACUCUCUUCCCUUCUUGUAAUCUAAUAGUAACUUUGAGUGAUUAUUGUGCUGUUUGGAUUCUGUUUAAAUAAUUCAUUCAAUGGGGUGGAUGGAGCACAUCAGAAGAUAACACUUACCCAUUACAUUUAAAAGUAAACCAUUUCAUAGUUUAAAAGAAACUUCAUUGAAAGUUUCAGCAGUGUUUUGAAUGCCAGUUGUUUGUAGUAAUAACGUAUUUAGCAGAAGACAGGUGUGGUCAUCAGUCAUAUGUUUGUAGGUAACUGCUUUGUACAAAGCCCUGUGGACCUGUCUUUUGUAACACUUCUCUACCCACUGUAAAGCCAGUUAAAACUAAUCAACUUACGCAGACCUAUACUUCGGCAUUUCUGACCAAAGUGAACAGAUGGUAUUCUAUUGUAAUUUGAAGCUACGCAUAUUUGACAAUUCGGUCUUUUAAGGCCUCUGAUGUAACCAUGUUCUCUCCAUAUGUAAUUCUGGCCUCCAUCUACUGCCUAGGUUAAAUUCUAGAAUUUUGUCCACAUCACUCCCCUUUUGUUUGAAUCAUGAGGAGCAUUAACAGGGAGAUUAGACAAGGUCUUUUCACUGGGAGAGGGGGAGUCAAAACUAGAGGGUAAAGGAUAAAAGUGAGAGAAAGAUUUAAAAAGGAAUACAAUGGGUAACGUUUUCAUGCAGAGGGUGGUAGGUGUAUGAAAUGACUACCAGAAGAAUUGGUAGAGGCUGGUACAAUUACAAGCAUUUAAGAAGCAUCUGGAUGAGUAAAUGAACAGGAAGAGUUUAAGAGGGAUAUGUGGCAAAUGGAUCUAGAUAUAUUUAGGAUAUCUGGUCAACUUGGACAAGUUUGUUUCUAUUCUGUACAGCACUCCAUUUGAAAUUUAAGGACAGUCUCAUGCCAUCUGCUGACACUAAUCAGAACUGCUGGUUAAAUGCCACAAAGCACAGCUUAAAAAAAUGGUGCAAUUAAACUUAUUUAUCCAAAAGCUUUUGGGCAAAAUGCUAAUUAUGUAAAUAGAUUAGCACAUGGUUCAAAGAGAUUGGAAUGUUUCAAUUGUGAAUAAUUCUAAAAUGGAAUGGAAAAAAAGCAGAUUAAGUAGAUCAUUAUUUUAAACAGUCAUGGAGAGCUUCAGCAGAGACUGAUCCUUUCUCCCAAAUUGGUCCAUACUGACCAAAAUGUCCAUUCACACUAAUUCAAGUGGCCAAAUGCAAAUAGAUGGAAUUUGGCCACAUCAGCUCUGAGGGACUCAUGGGCUUGCUCAUGUUCCUGUGGAAGGAUCUUAAAUGAUCUAAUUGAAAAUGACUUGAUCCAAGACAAUCCUGAAGAACUCCUGCAGAAUAUUCAACGCUAAGAUCUUUGUUGGCCAGCAGCCACAAUUAUUUUUAUUGCACUUGAAUAGGAAUCCAACUGGUGACAAGAUUUUGCCCAGAUUCAAAUUGAUUUCAUGUUAAAUAUUUAAUGAAUUUGGAUUUUAAAAAUGUCAUGGUAAGAGUAAGCAUUAAAAGAACAGUUUGUCAUUGGAAAGCAUUUGUUAACUAAUCUGAUCCCUUACCUGGGCUUUUCUACAUAUGAUACUAGGUCAAGAUACAGAAAACACAGCCAGACUCCUUCAGCUUCAAGAGGAAAACACCUCUAGGUCUGGUUUAGUCAGGAGACGGAUGUCUUGAGAAUUCAACACUGCGCUGAAGGGAUGAAAGGCAGAUAAUAUAAUAUGGAUGGGGUUAGCUUCAGUGCCAAAUCACCAAGAGUAAGUCAGUAUGACUACUGACUAUGCAGAGCAUGGAGUGAGCCUUGUCAGGAAACAACCAGGAGGAACACCUAUGCUUUAAUAAUCAGGAAGGUAAUGCAAUGCUAGCUUUCAUAGUCAUACAGCACAGAACUGACCCUUUGGCCCAACUCAGCUGUACUGAACUACAGUUGUUCUACUAUAAAUGCGACAGUUGUAUUCCUCUGCAACCUCAUGCAAAAGAGAAUCACACUAUGGGAAACCACUAUAGAAGAUCAUGCUGUGGAACAUCUAAUAAAGCCAUUCAGCAGAAAGUUUGCAUUGUUUGCAAACAAUGGCCACAAUUCAAUCUCAUAGCCAACUCACACUGAUUGGGGCAGUGCAGUUGCUCAGUGGUUAGCACUGCUGCCUCACAGCACCAGGUCCCAGGUUUGAUUCCAGCCUUGGGUGACAGUCUGUGUGGUGUUUGCACAUUCUCCCCAUGUCUGCGUGGGUUUCCUCUGGCUGAUCCGGUUUCCUCCCUCAGUCCAAAGAUGUGCAGGUCAGGUGGAUUGGCCAUGUUAAAUUGCCCAUAGUGCUCGGUACAUUAGUCGGGGGGGUGGGUUACUCUUCAGAGGGUUGGUGUGGACUGGUUGGGUCGAAGGGCCUGUUUCCACACUGUAGGGAAUCUAAUCUAAACACACAUUAAGGAACUACCUGUAGUGGCAUUUGCCUAUAUUUGGCUUUUGUCCCACUUCAACCUUUCCUAGCCAUGUACUGCCUAAAUGUCUUUUAGAUAGUGUUAAGUGUACCUUCCUCUGGCAGUUCAUUCCAGAAACACACACACCAAAAGGUUACAUGAGAAAGUUGCCACCCAUAUCCUUUUUAAAUCUUUCCUUUCACCACCUGGCCAUACUAGUCUGAAAACGUCUGAUCUCAAAAGCGAAGCAGACUCAGGCCUGGUUAGUACUUGGAUGGGAGGGGGCCUGGGAAUACCAACUGCAAUAGGCUUUAUGGGCAGCACAGUGGCACUGCUGCUUCACAGCACUAGAGAUCUGGGUUCAAUCCCUGACUCAGGUAACCAUCUGUCUCAAGAUUGCACAUUCUCUCAGUGUCUGCAUGGGUUUCCUCCGGGUGCUCUAUGUGGACUUCAGUAAGGCUUUCGACAAGGUUCACCAUGGGAGAUUGAUUAGCAAGGUUAGAUCUCAUAGAAUACAGGGAGAACUAGCCAUUUGGCUACAGAACUGGCUCUAAGGUAGAAAAGGAGGGUGGUGGUGGAGGGUGGUUUUUCAGACUGGAGGCCUGUUACCAGUGGAGUGCCACAAGGAUUGGUGCUGGGUCCUCUACUUUUUGUCAUUUACAUAAAUGAUUUGGAAGCGAGCAGAAGGAUGUACAGUUAGUAAGUUUGCAGAUGACACCAAAAUUGGAGGUGUAGUGAACAGCGAAGAGGGCUAUCUCAGAUUACAACAGGAUCUGGACCAGAUGGGCCAAUGGGCUGAGAAGUGGCAGAUGGAAUUUAAAUCAGAUAAAUGCGAGGUGCUGCAUUUUGGGAAAGCAAUUCUUAGCAUGGCUCAUACACUUAAUGGUAAAGUCCUAGGGAGUGUUGCUAAAGAGACCUUGGAGUGCAGGUUCAUAGCUCCUUGAAAGUGGAGUCACAGGUAGAUAAAUGUAGAUGACAUUUGGUAUGCUUUCCAUUAUUGGUGAUUGUAUUGAGUACAGGAGUUGGGAGGUCAUGUUGCAACUGUAUAGGUGAUUGGUUAGGCCACUGCUGGAAUAUUGCGUGCAAUUCUGGUCUCCUUCCUCUCGGAAAGAUGUUGUGAAACUUGAAAGGGUUCAGAAAAAAUUUCUAACGAUGUGGCCAAGAUUGGAGUAUCAGAGCUACAGGGAAAGUGAACAGGUUGGGGCUGUUUACCCUGGAGUGUCGGAGGCUGAGGGGUGACCUGAUAGAGGUUUAUAAAAUUAUGGGGUAAAUAGACAAGGUUUUUUUCCCUGGGGUUGGGGGAGUCCAGAACUAGAGUGCAUAGGUUUAGGGUGAGAGGGGAAAGAUACAAAAGAGACCUAAGGGGCAACCUUUUCACACAGAGGGGUUCGUGUGUAGAAUGAGCUGCCAGAGGAUGUGGUGGAGGCUGGUACAAUUGCAAAUGAAUAGGAAGGGUGCUGGUAGGUGGGACUAGAUUGGGUUGGGAUAUCUGGUCAGCAUGGACAGGUUGGACCAAAGAGUCUGUGUGAGUCAUAGAAAUAUACAGAUGUAUAGCACGGAAACAAAGAUAAACGAAACCAAAGCUUCGAUGCCAUUUGGAGUACUGCAAGCAGCUCUAAGCACCACACCAUCAGAUGGAUAUUUUAGUCUUGUAGCAAAUAGGUUUACAAGAACAAUGCCCAGGAGUUCUAGGAUUACAUUUGAGAUCAGACUACACAAGCUUGUUUUCUCUAGAAUGUAAAAAGGUUAGGGGGUGAUCUGAUCAAAGUCUUGAAGGUGUAAAUAGGAAGAGAUCGGGCAAGAUAAACUACUUCCACUGGUUGGGGAUACUACAACUAAGGGGCAUACUGUAAGAGAGAGGGUCAGACAGUUCAGACGCACCUCCACAGACAAAGGGUGGCAGAUGUUUCCUCAAGUGGCAGUGUUAAAGGUUUAUCUAUCUUAGAUAAAAAGUUAAGCGAGAUAUGGGCCAAAGGCAAAUAUACAGAAUUAGAUCACAAAAAAAAAACAAAUACCUUCCCUAAACAAGGGGGAAGAAAAAGAGAAAGAAACUCUCCUCCUCUUUAACAGCAGGAACACACCGAUUGUAGCCUAGCCAACACAGUCAGUUCCCUAAACCGAGGAGAUUCUAAAUCUCCUAGUUAUAAUACCCCACCCCACCAAAAAGCAGUUGUUUAUUAUUUUCCCCAGCACCCAUGUGUGUGCAGGUGUAAGAGACAGUGCAAGACAACAGGUGUACAAAUCCUUUUUUUUUCUUCCUGGUGAUGGAAAUUGAAUACCUCCCCCCACCCCAAGUGGCCAGUGACAAGCAGUGUCCUUCUCAAAGGGCAAUGCUGCAUGAUCAAAUAGUGAAGGGGUGGGCAGGGAUUCAACCAUAAUCUAGUCUUGUGGCCAUCAUAUCAGGUCAGUCUACCAUCAAACCAGGGGCUGGUCUAGCUUCAAAGAAUAUGCCAAAAUCAGCACCUGGUAUAUCUCAAAAGGUGACAAGCUAGUGAGGUUCAACACUAGAAAGUUCUGUGGAACAAAGGGACUUGUGUGUUCAUCCAUAGAUAUCUGAAGGCAGAAGGGUAUGUUAAUAGGGUGGUGAAAAAGCCAAAUGCGCCACUAGCAGUUUUCAAAACAGCACAGAUUCCAAAAGCAGGGAAGUAAUGUUGGAGUUGCACAGAACUUAGCCUCAAGUGUUGAAGGGAAUUCAAACCUUACUGCUGACCAGAAACUGAACUGGACAAGCUACACAAAUAAUCUGGCUACAAGACCAAGUUAGAUGCUGAGCACUUUCCUGACUUGCCUGGAUAAGUGAAGCACGAACACCACUCACGUCAACACCAUCCACAACAAAGCAAAGCAGUCUUAAAUCAGUAUUCCAUGUACCAACUGAAUAAAAAGCUUUUUGUCUUUUACUCAAGACGAAGAAACAUCAAAACUCAAAAGGAAAACAAUUUAUACUGCGUGAAACAAAAAUGAACAAUUGCUAAUAGUAUUGUAAUAGGAAACAGUUCUCCAUGCUAUUUCAAAAUGAUUCAAUGCCCAAGUAAUGUACUCUCUGCAGAAUACAGGACCUUGUACAUGAAUACACAGUGAACAAUAACUAAUUGUUCUUGCUUUCUAGGAGGUUCAAGCAGGGAUUUGCUUUAAUCACCUUCAAAAAGGGGAAAUCAUAAAAAGUGCCAAAGCUGAUCUUUCAGUCCACAUUCAUAACAUGCUAGAGUGGACUUACUGGUGAGACAAGAUAGCUACAUAUAGAAUAAUGCUCUCUGUUAAAAGCAUUUCUCAGAAUUGUUACCAGUGGUUUAGUUAUUUCCUAAAUCUAGACAUUGGAGCAAUACAGCACAUAAAUGCCAUAUUAGAAGACCACUUUCAUCUGGUUACCAAAUUCACAAUUUUCAUGUUGACGUUUAACAAGCUAAGAAAAAAAAAAGGACAACUUUCAAAAUACUUUAUAAUAUUUAUAAGUGUGAUUAAAAUGCCUACCUUUAUUGAGUGAAACAAAGUUACAAAAUUAGCGGAUUAUGAACCAAAUACAACAGCUAUGGCAAUAAUCCUGAAAUCAAGUUAGUAACAGCUACAAACCCUCCAAAGUGAUUCUGACCAUAAUACUGAAGAUAAAGUUACAUCACAGCCUGAAUCUAUCUGAAAAAUGCGGAGUAUGUGGAACUGUAAGUUGCUGCUCACUGGGUUUGAUUUCCACUUUCUUGUAAUGUCGAACAGGAUUUGCUUUAUGUACCUGCAAAACAAUAAAAAAGGUCGAGACUCAAUUCUUUUUUCCCCA
This is a messenger RNA of Hemiscyllium ocellatum (epaulette shark), 7592 nucleotides long. RefSeq names its product e2f-associated phosphoprotein (gene eapp). The transcript is spliced from 6 exons. Gene Ontology annotation, biological process: positive regulation of cell population proliferation. The record is from RefSeq and is a predicted model, not a curated record. Gene Ontology annotation, cellular component: nucleus. The coding region runs from base 341 to 1207 and encodes 288 amino acids. NCBI's taxonomy places the organism in Eukaryota, Metazoa, Chordata, Chondrichthyes, Orectolobiformes, Hemiscylliidae.